ACCUCACACACGCACAACUCCGUCAUCCAGGUGGUAUUUCAGUGGAGGUGAGACCACAGCAGCAGAGGAAGCAUGCUGGCUGGCUGCUGGGUGAGAAGGCCAGGGAAGUGUAGAUGACUCUAGAAAGGUAGUUGGAGUGCCCUGAAGGCCAUCUAUCAAAUAGCAGGAAGCCGCUGAAGAUAUGUCUUGUUGAAAGUGGUGUCUUCUGAAAUUUAGCCUAGCAGCCAGUACGGCUGGAGGAGAGAAAGGAGCAGUAAUAUGGAGGACCUCAGCAAUGCAGACAGAGUAAGAAAUAGAGGAAAAUAGAAAUAUUUUGGAGGAAAAAACAGAACUUGGUGACUGAUAAUAGGACCCAGGGCGACAGAGUUGGAAGCCUAGGCUCAGGUUUCAAGUCUGAGUGGCUGGAAGGAAAGAUGAUUAGUAGGUUUUACAAAUAUUGAAAUUUUACAGAAAUGAUUGCUCAUCAACUUAAAAAUGUGCAGCAGAUGAAGGAAAGGUGAUCCUGGAAGGCAAGAUGGGGGUGAAGGAUGGGAAGCUGCUUAGCAGCUGGAAAGAGGGGCGCUUGGGGUCCCCAGCACAACCUCCAGGAGCGAGCAAACAGGGUUGGGAUAUAGGCCAGUGGGCUCCACUCCAAGUGGCAUUAGGGAGGACAUGCAAAUAAUUCAAGGACUUCUGGUCCUUGCCGCAUCUAAGAAGAGUCGGUUACGUUAGUGCUUUAAUGGCACUUGACAUGAUCUCACUGAUUCUUCAGCAACCCGAUGCGCUGGGUGUCCUUUCUAAUUUAAGAAAAAGGAAGCUCCUUACUAAAUGGUUAAAAUAGACUUGCAGGCCAAUCUUAAAUAGGGUGGGAGGGGCUGAGGGUGGGGUGGGCAAAGAAGUUUUGAUAUAAACAAAACAAAUGCACUUUGGGUGUGUUUUGGUAUUUUUCUGGGGCUAGAGGGUGGGUUGGGAUGUCCCUGUAGGUUAGGUCCAGAACGGGCUGUCUGUAUAUAUAUUGUAGUAAUAGGCAUGUUUGACUUGUGAAGGGACAUUAGUAGCUGCUGCAGGUCCUGUUUGGAACCCCAUGUACAGUUCCCAGUUUUUUGUGUCAGUGCGGGAGGCAUUUGACUCUUGUGUUUGUAUCUCCUUUUUAUGAUUGCUGUACUGACCCAUGUCUUUUGGGGGAGGGGUGAAAAGAGAUUUGAAAUAAAACUGUUUAGAAAUUACUUCCAAAAAGAAAAAGGAAGCUCCGCCUCUACACGGCUGUGCGGUCGCACCCUCGGCUCGGAGACUGCUCUAAAGAUUCGCCUGGGUUGUCCUCGUUCUCGGGCACCUGCGCACGCGCCCGGGCUGGGUGAGGGUGUCACGUUUCUCGGCGCCAGCCCCUGUCGCCCACCAGCCGGGCCGGCCCUCGCCCCUCCGCGCAGCUUCCGAAAGUCAAAACCAGCGUUCCCGCCAGGGGCCCGCCUCCGGCCCGGACCAAUCGGCCGCGUAGGUCUCGGGCACCAAGCCCAAUAAGCGUACUCCCCCGGGCGCCUCCCAACAAGGGGCCUGCUGAUUGGCUAGUUUUGCCGUCCGCUGCGUUGCCCUAGCAACCAGGUUACGAAGACGCGGUGGUUGGGCCUUCAAGUCUCCAGCGACCCAGCUUUGGGUCUCUUCGCCAGCUCUCCGCGCUUUCGGCAUCAUGUCGGUGCGGGCGCUACCGCUGCUCUUCUUGAACUUGGGCGGGGAGAUGCUUUACAUCCUGGACCAGCGGCUGCGGGCCCAGAACAUCCCCGGAGACAAGGCCCGCAGAGAUGAAUGGACAGAGGUGGACAGAAAACGAGUUCUUCAUGACAUCAUCUUAACCAUGUUCAAUAAAAGCUUUAUAGAGGAAUUGUUAAAACCCCAAGAGCUCUACUCCAAGAAGGCCCUCAGGACCAUCUAUGACCGCCUGGCUCAUGCCUCCAUCAUGAAACUGAACCAGGCAAGCAUGGAUAAGCUCUAUGACCUGAUGACUAUGGCUUUGAAAUAUCAAGUACUGCUGUGUCCCCGUCCCAAGGAUGUGCUGCUGGUCACUUUCAACCAUUUAGAUACCAUCAAGGGAUUAAUCCAAGACAACCCAGCCCUCCUGCAUCUAGUGGAUGAGACUCUCCGGCAGCUGAUUGAAGUAUACGGGGGCCUCUCCGCGGGGGAGUUCCAGCUCAUCCGGCAGACGCUCCUCACCUUCUUCCAGGACCUGCACAUCCGGGUGUCCCUAUUUCUAAAGGACAAAGUUCAGAAUUCCAAUGGUCGCUUUGUGUUGCCAGUGUCUGGGCCUGUUCCCUGGGGAAUUGAAGUUCCUGGACUCAUCAGAAUGUUCGACAACAAAGGCGAAGAAGUGAGGAGGGUGGAAUUCCCGCACGGUGGAAACUAUGUCACUGCGCCAAAGGAAGGUUCUUUUGAAGUUUAUGGAGAUCGAGUCCUGAAACUAGGAACUAAUAUGUACAGUGUGAACCGGCCUGUGGAAACCCAUACAUCUGGAACAUCAAAGAACUUAUCUUCACAGGCACAGCAAAGCAUUGCUCCAAACCCUCUUGCUAAAGAAGAGCUGAAUUUCUUGGCCAAGCUGAUGGGAGGAAUGGAGAUUAAGAAAACCAGUGGCCCUGAGCCAGGAUUCCGGUUGAAUCUCUUUACCACCGACGAAGAGGAAGAACAAGCAGCGCUAACCAGGCCAGAAGAGUUAUCCCAUGAAGUUGUCAACAUACAAGCUACUCAGGACCAGCAAAGGAACCAAGAGCUGGCUCGGAUCAUGGGGGAGUUCGAGGUCAUGGACCAGCCAAGGUGGAGUGCCAGCAAGGGGGAUGAUUUGCUGGCCAUGAUGGACGAGUUAUAGCUGUGCGGACCAGGCACACCCCUCCGCUGUGGGA
Messenger RNA from Myotis myotis, 2867 nucleotides. It is a transcript of the gene OSCP1, whose product is annotated as organic solute carrier partner 1. Gene Ontology annotation, cellular component: cytoplasm; plasma membrane. The coding region runs from base 1664 to 2833 and encodes 389 amino acids. NCBI's taxonomy places the organism in Eukaryota, Metazoa, Chordata, Mammalia, Chiroptera, Vespertilionidae. Gene Ontology annotation, biological process: transport. The record is from RefSeq and is a predicted model, not a curated record. The transcript has 11 exons.